AUGAUCAACGGUUUUGAUGUUUUUCUCGUAAGAGGCACCAAUGCCAUAUACUACAAUGAACUAAGAGAAAUCCCCCUCAUGGCUAUCUGCGGAGUAUCGUUGAGGGGUUUUGACAUGAUCAGGUUUAUGUCACAAGUAAUGGCUAGUGAUGAGUACAGCAUUCGUAAGGAAGUUAUUUGGGCUGUUAAGGUGUACAUCUUUCAAUUUACGCUUUUGGUAGCUUUCAUACAAUCAAAUCAUAUAUUAUAUACCGUAUUUUACUGA
Molecule: messenger RNA, 264 nt
Organism: Sclerotinia sclerotiorum 1980 UF-70
Lineage: Eukaryota; Fungi; Ascomycota; Leotiomycetes; Helotiales; Sclerotiniaceae
Exons: 2
Coding region: 1-264 (87 amino acids)
Source: RefSeq, a predicted model, not a curated record